AUGUCGACCACAAGUCCCACGGGGCCUCAUGGAGCGGAACAAGAAGAGCAGGAUUUCGUUCACCAUAUCGCCAUUGAGCUCUCCCGCUUGCUCAACUCUAUCAACCCUAAUGACCUACUUGCCAAACGUGUGAUAGAUAUCGCAAAGUACAACAGGACAGGAGACUCGUUUUUGAAAGCUACGGCGGCGUUUGGAAAAUUUCCAGAGGAUACCAUGUUGUCCAUGCACUCUCGCAUUCUGGCUCAUUUGGCAAUGUCCCGCGCCACUAGACAUCGCUCAGGUUCACCAGAUGGUACCAAAGGAGGUGGAGAAGAAGGAGGGAUGGAAGGGAUGGACCAUGAAGCUGGUGAUACCCUCGCUGCCGAACCUAAAAGGAAAGGUGGGCUCAUGAGGUCGGGCGAAUCCGUGGCAUACCGACAACCUCAAGGUGCGCGACCUUCUCUACUCGGACUUGACAAACUCGCUGCAGAGAAGAGGGCUGUCGCUGCCGCUGCAGCCAAGUCUGAGCCUCCGAGCAAACGAGUGAAGAUGGAGCCGAUGGAGGAUGAGAAUGGAGCCUCCUCUUCUGGUGGCGUUUUCAAGGUCCCUUCCCUUCCUGUAAAGAGAGAGACGGCUCGUGUGCGACCUGACGAGACUCCCAGUCAUGGGGGUGGAUUAUCAGAAGAGGCUCGUCGUCGACUCGAGGCUAGAAGAAAAGAACGUAAUAUGCCAUUUCCUCCAGCUGUCACCGCUAUCAAACCCGAUCCGAGUGCGGAUAGAAAGCGAGGCAUCGAAGACUUCCAGUCUCGAGCGAACCGAGCCACGGUGGGUGGAAGGGAUCGAAAUGGAGACCGAAAUAAGGAGAGCAGUGGGGAUCGGCGUGGUCAAAAUGGUGCCCCAGGCAAAGGAUGGGAUGCUGCUCCAACACCACGAUCAGUCAAAGUUGAGCGUGAAGCAGAUAGCGGGAGUAUGAGAGUGCCCAAUAGAGGCUGGGACGAGACGCCAAGACCUGGUGAUAGAGGAGGUUGGGGUAAAGAAGGCACCGCGGCCAGAAAAUGGGACGAGACACCACGAAAGGGAGUGAAACAAGAGGAUGAGGAUGGCGUACAUCUGGAUUAUAAAGAAUGGGAGGAAGAACAAGUUCGACUCGAUAGGGAUUGGUAUACCGUUGAUGACGAAGGAGCAGUCGCUGGAGACGAAGAACAUAACCCUUUCGCUCAAUGGGAGAACAUGGAGAGGUCAAAAGAAUUGGAAUUGCAAGCUAAAGCGAAUAAACGACAAACUGCUAAACAGGCGCAAUUCAACGCCGACAAUGAUCUGUGGGAGACGAAUCGAAUGCUUCAGUCCGGUGUCACGCAACGAGGGGCUGUCGAUCUGGACUUUGAAGAUGAUCAAGAUUCCAAAGUCCAUGUUCUGGUACAUGACCUAAAACCUCCUUUCCUCGAUGGUACCAUCGCCUAUACCAGACAGUUGGACCCUGUCAAUCCAGUGAAAGAUCCAACCAGUGACAUGGCGGUGUUCAGUAAGAAAGGCAGUGCAUUAGUACGAGAGCGACGUGAGAGGCAAGAGAGAGAAAAGGCUGCAGCGAAGGCCGCAUCCCUAGCCGGAACGACGCUAGGCAACCUCAUCGGCAUCACAGAUGAGCCCGAGUUAGGAGAAGAAGGACAAAAAAGCGACGAUAAGAAUUAUAAAGCCGGAUCUCAAUUUUCCUCCCACCUUCAGAAAUCCGAAGGGCAAUCUACCUUCGCCAAAAGUCGUACUCUCAAGGAACAGCGGGAAUAUCUGCCGGCGUUUGCCGUCAGGGAGGAGCUCAUGGCUCAUUUACGGGAUCAUCAAGUUUUGGUAGUCAUUGGUGAAACGGGGUCCGGGAAGACCACACAGCUGGCACAAUUCCUGUACGAGGACGGAUAUUGCGCCAACGGAAUCAUCGGUUGUACUCAGCCCAGACGUGUGGCGGCCAUGUCCGUCGCCAAGCGUGUCAGUGAAGAGAUGGAGUGUGAACUCGGUGAUACGGUAGGGUACGCCAUUCGGUUCGAGGACUGUACGUCAAAGUCAACGAAGAUAAAGUACAUGACGGACGGUGUUUUACUACGAGAAUCGCUCAAUGAAGGAGAUUUGGAGAAAUAUAGUGUGAUCAUCCUUGAUGAAGCUCACGAACGUUCUCUUAGCACCGACAUAUUAAUGGGUCUGUUGCGAAAGAUCCUCACUCGCCGUCGAGAUUUGAAAGUUAUUGUGACGUCUGCUACAAUGAACGCCGAGAAGUUCUCCAAAUUCUUCGGCAAUGCGGCGACAUUCACCAUUCCAGGUCGUACAUUUCCAGUCGAGAUUUAUCAUUCCAAAUCACCUUGUGAGGACUAUGUCGAUAGUGCCAUCAAACAAGUUCUCCAGCUUCACCUAUCCAUGCCUACUGGCGACGUAUUGGUAUUUAUGACUGGUCAAGAAGAUAUCGAAACUACGUGUGCAGUCAUUGAAGAGAGAUUGUCUCAACUUGACGACCCUCCACCAAUAGCUGUUCUUCCCAUUUACUCUCAAAUGCCAGCCGAUCUUCAAGCCAAGAUCUUUGAACCUACUUCAGAUGGGAGACGGAAAGUCAUCGUGGCCACCAACAUCGCGGAGACGUCACUAACAGUUGACGGUAUUCUCUACGUGGUCGAUUCCGGUUAUUCAAAGUUAAAAGUGUACAAUCCGAAAGUCGGCAUGGAUGCUUUACAAAUAACACCUAUUAGUCAAGCCAACGCAGGACAAAGAGCUGGACGUGCAGGACGAACAGGACCCGGAUUCUGUUAUCGUCUCUUCACCGAAGUCGCUUAUCUGAACGAACUAUUCCCCAACAACAUCCCCGAGAUACAACGUACCAAUCUUGCCAAUACUGUCUUACUUUUGAAAACCCUCGGAGUUAGAAACCUUCUCGAAUUCGAUUUCAUGGAUCCACCACCUCAAGAAAACAUUUUGAAUUCAAUGUACCAACUUUGGGUACUGGGUGCUCUUGAUAAUGUUGGAGAUUUAACUCCUACCGGUCGUAAGAUGUCAGAUUUUCCUAUGGAACCAUCAUUAGCAAAAAUGCUUAUCGUCGCUACCGAUUAUGGAUGUUCUAGUGAGAUGCUCACUAUCGUUUCAAUGUUAUCAGUACCUUCGGUAUUCUAUCGACCGGCUCAACGAGCGGAAGAGAGUGAUGCUGCUAGAGAAAAGUUUUUCGUACCUGAAUCGGAUCAUCUGACUUUGUUGCAUGUGUACACUCAGUGGAAGAGUAAUGGAUAUAGCGAUAGAUGGUGUAUGAAACAUUUCCUUCAUCCGAAACUUAUGCGAAAAGCAAGAGAAGUGCGAGGUCAAUUAGAAGAUAUUAUGAAAACUCAAAAGAUGGAGGUAGUGUCUUGUGGUACAGAUUGGGAUGUUGUACGAAAAUGUAUAACAGCUGGAUACUUUCAUCAAGCUGCCAGAGUUAAGGGUAUAGGGGAAUAUAUGAAUGUCAGAACUGGUUUACCUUGUGUUUUACACCCCACUAGUGCACUUUAUGGUUUAGGUUAUAUGCCAGAUUAUGUGGUAUACCAUGAACUCCGUGUAUUCUUCUCCAUUAGAGAAAAGAACUUUGACGCUUUGGCAAGAGCAAGAGCCAAUAAAGAUUUCAGUAAACGUACUGAGCUAGAAGCGGAAAUGGCACGUCAAAGAGAAGAAAUCGAACGUAUGAAAAUACAGAAGUUACAAGAAGAAACAAUGAGUAAAGCUCCGAAGAUUGGUGGAAUGACAGUGACUCAUACGCCCAGAAGCGCUGGGAUAGGGGCGGGAGUAAGAGCUUCCGCUACACCCCGUAGAAGAGGGGGUAUUUGA
Tremella mesenterica DSM 1558 is the source of this 3804-nucleotide messenger RNA. RefSeq lists its product as uncharacterized. Gene Ontology annotation, cellular component: spliceosomal complex; intracellular anatomical structure. The record is from RefSeq and is a predicted model, not a curated record. Bases 1 to 3804 code for a protein of 1267 amino acids. Gene Ontology annotation, biological process: mRNA splicing, via spliceosome. Gene Ontology annotation, molecular function: RNA binding; ATP binding. NCBI's taxonomy places the organism in Eukaryota, Fungi, Basidiomycota, Tremellomycetes, Tremellales, Tremellaceae. The transcript is spliced from 19 exons.